AUGACAAUCUGGGUAAAGCUGCGAAUAAAAACUGAUUGUCAGCAGUUUGAAAUGAAAGAGGACGCCAUAAACGAAGGAACUAACAACAUUGAAUUGGAACCAGUAGUAAGUCCUUCAAACGAAAACCAAAGCCCGCAUUUAGCUCCUGAGCAAGGAGAAGAAGCGGAUGUCCAAUUGCUUUCCCCUCCAUUGCCUUGUGACGAUGAACUGGAAAAGGGGCAAAUGCCGGAAGAAAAGAAGAAAGAAAACGAAGAAGGACUGGAAGAUAUGAAUUGCGACAAAGUCAUUUCUGACAAGACUGAACAGGACGCAGAGGAAGAAAUCAAAGUAAACUGUCCUUGUGGAAAUGACGAGGGUGAACACAGUGGUAAAUGUACGGAUUCCUCUUUGGUUAACCUCAACACUGUUGCUCUACAGGCCACGUGUCUUUGGCGCAGAACCCUGCUUGCUUGCAGCGAAUUGAACAGGAUACUACCCACCAAUUUGGCUCGUCAUCUCAAGAUUGAAAUGAGCAUUGCACAAGGUUUGGUUAAACGACUAGAGAAAGAAGGUUUCAUUAGAAGUACUUUGAAAGGAAAGAGGCUGGGGAAAGUUGUUAAUAAGAAGAAAGUGCACUCUGAGGGUUUCGAGAAGUAUUUCAACAAAGGGGGUGGAAAGUUCGAAUCUAAUGAUGUUGACCUUCCGGAAGUAGUUGCCAAAGAUGAAAACAAGAAAAGGGAUGGAGUGGAAAACAUAAUUCAGCAGUGCUCAAAGAUGGAUGUAUCAGGGAAACGGAUGCAAAUCUCUAAGAAAAAGGUCGACGGCAAACAAGAAAAGUUAAAAAGCUCAAAGAGGGCCAUAUCUCUUAAAGAUGAGGCGGCGGAAUUUGACAUUUCUGACAGCCAAGAACAAGGUUUUGAAGAUCGUCCAUUGUCGAAAAGAAGAAAAGCUAGUAUAGCGAAGAGUGCAAUCCUGGUUUGAUUCAGUCUGGGACCAGAAAAAUUCUCGGAUUUUUCACUG
This is a messenger RNA of Orbicella faveolata, 999 nucleotides long. RefSeq lists its product as uncharacterized. Lineage: Eukaryota; Metazoa; Cnidaria; Anthozoa; Scleractinia; Merulinidae. Gene Ontology annotation, biological process: regulation of DNA-templated transcription. The record is from RefSeq and is a predicted model, not a curated record. Gene Ontology annotation, cellular component: Set3 complex; Rpd3L-Expanded complex.